This is a messenger RNA of Aquila chrysaetos chrysaetos, 840 nucleotides long. RefSeq lists its product as uncharacterized. The record is from RefSeq and is a predicted model, not a curated record. NCBI's taxonomy places the organism in Eukaryota, Metazoa, Chordata, Aves, Accipitriformes, Accipitridae. Gene Ontology annotation, cellular component: nucleus.
CAUGGUGGGGGAAGGACUCAGCACUUCUCGCCUCACCUCGCCCACCCCUUCCAUCUUCCCCCCAGGUCCUUCUGCUGGGAGCACCGCCCAGAGCAGGCCGUGAAGGCUAAGCCGGGGCAGAACAGCACCUGCGUCAUCUGCCUGGACCCCGUGGAGGACAAUAAGUCCUACCACACCAUGGUGUGCCCAGCAUGCCAACGCGCCUGGUUCCACCGGAGCUGCAUCCAGAAACAGGCUAUCCACGCUGGCGUCCGCCUCUGCUGCUUGCAUUGCCGAAACCAAGAUCGGUUUGUGAUGGAAAUGCUCGCCAUGGGGAUUCGAAUCUCCAAGAGGUGGUUCUUCCUCUUCCCGACUCACGAGGCAUCGGGCACAAGCGCGCAGCGCCAGGCCAGGGACGGCCCCAGCAGGCCUGCCCUGCUGCCCCCAACUCUUGUCCUCAGCUUCCCGGAGGAGCUGGAAACAGGGUGGGGGCAGAAGAGCAGGGACAGCCUGGACCUGCCCGAUGCUGGGGCCAGCAGGGGCUCAACACUUUUCCCGUCCUUCUCCCGCAGACAGCCAUCAUGGGAGAGUGACCAGGCAUUCGGACCGGUCUAUCAGAGGCACAGACGCUGCAACGCCAGCAAGUGCCUUUGUCCGGGAGGCAGCGAGCAGGCAGAGGAAGAGGGGCCCUGGCAAGUGCUCCUGUGCAGCUCCUGUGCUGCCAAAGGCACCCACCGACGCUGCCUCUACUUGAGCAACAGCGCAACCACCUGGGAGUGCAACUGCUGUGCUGGCCCGGGCGCUGGUAAGAGGCAAAGCACCCGGGUGCCCCUGUGCUGCUAUGGCCAGUGUCCCAGCUAG